UCCUCCCAGGGUCCUGAUUAAGUGACUGAUCACCAUUAAACUGAACAUGUGACCAUAAAAUUCCAGUAAAUGUAGUAAAAUUUCAUGACAUAAAAUUUGCAUCUUCCUCAUCUUUCCCCUCUUAUUGUAAAACCCUUAUUAUUAAAAGGAGGUCCAGUUGAACUCAUCAUGUGCAGAGUGGUAUCACUUGCAGGGCUGAAAGCAGAAGAGCAAUAAGGAAAUUGUCCCUGCAGCCACACUGGAGGAAGUCAAGUGAACAUUCCCUGAGAACCAAAUCAACCUAAGGAUGUUUCAUUAUACCUUAAAAGUUACACUUCAGAUUAAAUCUGGGGCUUGGUAUUGAUCUACUUUCCCUGAAAGUUUUUUUCACCUCUGCUUUCUCAUCAGGUAUUGGUUGAACUUGACUCCUUCAGAUAUAAUGUGGAAUACCUCUGAUACUGGCUGGGCAAAAUCAUCCUAUGGCAGUGUUUUUUCACCUUGGAUCUGUGGAUCCUGUGUCUUUGUACACAAUAUGCCACAGUUUAAACCAGAAGUUAUUGCAGAGACACUCUCAAGAUACCCCAUCACUGCCUUCUGCACGGCUCCCACCGCCUUCCGCAUGCUGGUCCAACAUGAUGUGAGCAGGUACAAGUUCCCGAGUCUGAAACACUGUGUAACUGGAGGGGAAGCACUCAAUCCUGAAGUGUAUGCAAAGUGGAAAAUCCAGACAGGGCUGGAUAUCCAUGAAGGAUAUGGCCAGAGCGAAACAGUACGUUUGCAUUAAUUCUUGCAGUAUACCCAUUCAAAGGUAACACUACCAGAGCCAUGAUGUCCUUGAUAAAUUAAUGAAAAAGGUAAGAAGCACUUAUAUGAUUGAAAAAAAAAAACCAACCAGCUUUGCAUAAUUGUGAUUAUAUAGUUCCAGAAUCAGCAAGCUACAUAGUUUAAUGGUUUCGAUCCUUGCAAUAAACAUGCCAGUGACACUUCAGAUCAAAUAAGUUUCAGGAGAUCCCUUUGUCAUCUUUACUUCAAAAAAAACCUGAAAAAUAGUGUGCUCCAUCUAUCAAUUUUGCCUGUCUGGGGUUUUAAUGGAAAAUGUUAAACCAGUUCACUUCCCAGACUUCUCUGUAAGUGAACAUUAACAAAGCUAUUAAGAUUCAGAUCUCAGGCCUUCUCUUAUUUUGCCCUUGAAAUGGUCCCAAAUUAAUUGUCCCAUUAUUGAAAUAAGAUCUGUAAUAAUUUCACAUCUGCUGCCCUGCAAAGUCAAGUGUUUGCAGGACAACCCACUGGCUCAGACUCAACAAAAUCAAGCUCACACAGGUCUGACCUGAAAUGCCUCUCAAUGCCUCUCUGAUGGUCUCAAGAACCACAGAGCUGUGGUCCUGAUUGAGCCCUUGUCACAACAAAGUCACAAAGAGGAGCCCUGUCUAACACAAACAAUAAUAAAAUUUACAAGAUGUUGCAAC
This is a messenger RNA of Parus major (Great Tit), 1445 nucleotides long. RefSeq names its product acyl-coenzyme A synthetase ACSM3, mitochondrial-like. The transcript is spliced from 3 exons. The coding region runs from base 419 to 763 and encodes 114 amino acids. Lineage: Eukaryota; Metazoa; Chordata; Aves; Passeriformes; Paridae. Gene Ontology annotation, molecular function: fatty acid ligase activity; fatty-acyl-CoA synthase activity. Gene Ontology annotation, biological process: fatty acid biosynthetic process; acyl-CoA metabolic process. Gene Ontology annotation, cellular component: mitochondrial matrix. The record is from RefSeq and is a predicted model, not a curated record.